Molecule: messenger RNA, 498 nt
Organism: Suillus subaureus
Lineage: Eukaryota; Fungi; Basidiomycota; Agaricomycetes; Boletales; Suillaceae
Exons: 3
Source: RefSeq, a predicted model, not a curated record
GACCAAGCCUUUGGUAAUUUCUGUAUCAAGCUUAAUAACUUUCUUAAUCUUCUUUUACCCUCAUCAAACAUACCACUGCCUAAAGGCAAACACAUUCAUCUUCAAGGGACUUAUGAAAUUACAGAGCACCAUUUCAUGCAUAUCAACUAUGAAUCAAUGGUUGAUUGGUGUCAGCACACAGACUACCUUCAUUGCAAUCCCCUUUUCUUUGGUUCUCUGCACUUCAACUGUGUCUUUAUUCAGCAGACAGAAAACAAGGUCAUUCUCAGCAGGCUGUUAUUCUGUUUUGAAUGCCUGGACAAGGACCUUAACCUUUUCAGAGUUCAAGCAAGACCACAAGCACAAGCCCAGUUCUAUUCUGUUAGAUCCAUCAUAUGUGGAGCAAUUCUUGUUCCAGAUGGACCUUCCAACUAUCUUGUAGUUGAUACUACAGAUACUGAUAUGUUUCUUCAUGUGAAGAUGAUGCACUUGGAGGCAGGCCAUAUUGUGCACAUUUGA